Molecule: messenger RNA, 567 nt
Organism: Dictyostelium purpureum
Lineage: Eukaryota; Evosea; Eumycetozoa; Dictyosteliales; Dictyosteliaceae
Exons: 1
Coding region: 1-567 (188 amino acids)
Cellular component (GO): cytoplasm
Molecular function (GO): gluconokinase activity
Source: RefSeq, a predicted model, not a curated record
AUGACUUGUAAUAAUGAUAAUAAUAAUAAGUUAAUAAUUUUAAUCAUGGGUGUUAGUGGAAGUGGUAAAACAACAAUAGGUAAAGGAAUUGCAGAGAAAUUAAAUUGUGGGUUUAAUGAUGCAGAUGAAUUUCACAGCGAAGCAAACAUCAAUAAAAUGAAAUCUGGCAUACCUUUGAAUGAUGAUGAUAGAAAACCAUGGUUAGAAGCAAUCAACAAAAGAAUGACAGAAUUUUUAAAUAAUAGUACCAGCAUUACACACAAUCAUGUUUUUACAUGCUCAGCACUAAAAUCAAUCUAUAGAGAAAUCAUAUCAAAUAGCAUACCAAAAGAUAAAAUACUAUUUAUAUUUUUAAAAGGUGACAAGGAGAUUUUGGGCGAAAGAUUAAACUCUAGACAAGGUCAUUUCUUUAACCCUGCUUUAUUGGAUAGUCAAUUAGAGGCAUUACAAGAACCAAACGAUCAAGAUUUGAAAACCAAUCAUUUCUUAACAAUUAAUAUAAGAAGUUCAGUUGAUGAAAUUAUAAAUAAUAUUUUAAAAUUUAUAAAAGAUCAAUUUAACCAAUAA